AUGUGUGGUAACUAUGCAAACACAUAUUUAGGUUUCAAGGUUGCUGUGAUCUCCAGAGACAGCAGCAAGUUGGAGAAACUCAAAGGGUUUGUUUCACCUAGCACAAAAAGUAACCUGACCACUUUAGUGGGGAAUGUUGGCUCAGAAGAAGGAGCGGAGGAGGUGAAACAGGCCUUGCUUAAGUCUGUGGGAAAGAUCACAGAUGUGGUGUCCUCUCUGGGCUUCAGCUGGUGGCAGGGAGGUCCACCACACACCCAACCCCUCAAAGAACUGCACUGGGUUAUUGAGACUCUGCUUUUCAGCACCUUUGUGUCUUGGAAAGCGUUCUUUACCCUGGUGAAAGAUGAUCCUAACUGUACCUACACGUUUAUCACGGGAGGUGCUGGAGAGAAAGUUCUCAUGCCGGGCACAGGGUUCCUGACUGUAGGGGCAGCCAGUGCUCUGGCGUUCUGUCAGGUUCUGCGUGAGGAGUACCCAGAGGUGCCAUGCAAAGUCAACCAGGUGAAAAUCAAUACAGGUGUUGCGGCCCCAGACCGAAUGGCCCCCGGGUACCUGAACCACUUGGAUUUAGGGGAGGCCGUGGCUACGCUGGUGGAGCGCCGCAACACGUCCCACACAGUCUUCCCCGUGAGCUGUCCUGCCGAUCUAAAAACUGUUAUCUUGGAGGGCAAUCUGUAAGCAAGGCCCAUCGGAUUUUCCUCUGUAUUCACUUUAUCCUGUUAGUAUGCGUGUAUUGUUUUAUUGCAUGUCAACAAAACAUUUCUGUACUGACAAUCCCCAGCUUUGUCAUAGCCUUGAAAUACUCAUUGUGCUCAAAACAAAUCAAUAUCAUAACCAAUGGAAUAGUACAGAUGCUUUGGAGUGCAGCUGAGCGUAAACGCAGCCCCAGACUUGUAAGUUUGACAUUGAAGAAGAGAGACACGUGAGAGGACGGAUGUGAAAACAAACUCGGUCUUUUCCAUGGUUAGAGUAAGAGAAAAAACAUGGCACAUUGUUGGCACACUUGUGUCCCCGUAGCGUGACUACCUUCCCUCGUUCACUCAAAACUUAUCUGGCUGUUGCUUCCACGGCUCCAAAUAUUCCCAACCGUGUGGCCCAUAAUAAGCGUGUAGGGGGCAAGGGGUUCAGAAAUGGCCGGCCUUUAAAGUGGAGGACAUUGUUGUCUGUGUUUGCUGUAAUCAUGACAUUUGCAUUAACGCUUUAGUGACAGGGAUUUAAAUUUGCCACUGGAUUUAGUGAAGUGUCUAAUUAAAGGGGGAAGGAGGUGAACAGGCUUUGUCAGUUUGUCAACUGUAGUUUUGCAUUGCAUCAGCUUAUUAAAGCGAUAGUUCGCUCAAAACUUAAAACUUUUCAUCCUCAUGUCAGUUCCAAACCUGUAUGACACUCUUUCUUCUGUGGAACAAAAAAAGAAAACAUUUUUUUUAAUAUUCUUGAAGAAAGAAAACCAUAUAGGUUUGAAAUUAGAUAUUAGAUUGAAUAGAUGUUGAGAAUUUAAAUGUUUUGGGUGAACUAUCCGUUUAUAUCUUAAGUACAGACCAAAAAGUGUGCCAUUCUGUUCAUACAACCAAAACAUAGUUUCUGUUACUCGGUUUAGUACUUGUCUGAGUGAAAACCAUUCAUGGGGCAUUUAUAUUGUGUGUCUGAGGAA
Sinocyclocheilus rhinocerous is the source of this 1648-nucleotide messenger RNA. RefSeq lists its product as uncharacterized. The transcript has 5 exons. Gene Ontology annotation, cellular component: mitochondrion. The record is from RefSeq and is a predicted model, not a curated record. Bases 1 to 678 code for a protein of 225 amino acids. Gene Ontology annotation, biological process: fatty acid beta-oxidation. NCBI's taxonomy places the organism in Eukaryota, Metazoa, Chordata, Actinopteri, Cypriniformes, Cyprinidae. Gene Ontology annotation, molecular function: 2,4-dienoyl-CoA reductase (NADPH) activity.